CCAUCGCCGGGACCUCCACGCAUACCGUCGCUUCCUCCCGCUUAUCUCUUGACACAGAACUUCUCUUGGAACAUAUUGUUUUGCCUCUGAAUGCACAUUUAAAGCAGAAAUAACGGAGAAGGUCUGGGCUUUUUUUGGCGAGAGAAAGAUAUUCAAGUAGUAGGAUUACGGAGGAGUUCUGAAGGGGAGAAUAUUACUAUGGUUUCCAAGCUACAAUGUUUUGUGGCACUCACCUUUGGCUUGGUUGCUGUUCUGUAUCAAAUCGACACUGACACGGAGACAUGGGAGGCAAAGCAGAUGGCAACAAUUUAUGCAACCCCAGAGCAGAUGGAAAGGUUCCUCCUCAAUCCAGAUACUGUAGAAAAGUGGUUCCAGUGGGUCUCUAUUUUCAAAGCAGCUGACAGCCGGCCUGUGGGAGUUGGGAAGAAGUACCAGGCAAUAUAUAAUCUACCUAUUUUUGGUGAAUAUGUGAUGCUUAUGCGUGUUAUUGAAUAUAAACCAAAAAGACUGCUGAUAUUGGAGUCCGAGUCCCUUCUUAAGCCUAGGUUUUCUGUCUCUCUACAAGAAGAUACUCCUAAAUCAAGCCGUCUCACAUUUAAGCUUAGGUACAAACGAUCCUCUGCCCUCUUCCAGUGGACUGUUGGGCCAUUCCUGUGGUUCCUGACUGGCCAGCAGCUCCAACAUUCCCUCUUCAUGCUAAGAAUGAUGUUCCCUUUCUGACGUUUAGAGAAAUCGGCGCAGACCCCAGUCAUUGCAACCAUCCAGCUUUCCUCAUCUGUGUGAAUUAGAGGGUCCAUCGAGGGAACAGUGCUUAUUGAAUAAGGAAUUAUUUAUUUCAUUUGAUGAUUUUUUUUUUUUUUUUUUUUUUUUUUUUUUUUUUUUCAUUCCGCUGUUCCCCCAGUCAUUUAAUUGGAUAUUUACAGCCAUGUAAGAGUUUACUUUAAAAUGAAAAGUUUCAUAGACUAGAGAUUUUUAAUUUUUUGUUUCCUUACUAAAGAUUUGCUUUUCUUUUGUAAGGUCAUUAUUAAUUUUACUGUCAAAGAGGUCCAUUCCAUAGUAGUUUACAAAUAUAUCUAUUAUUUACAUUUCAACAGUAUCCAAGAUUCAUGUCAAUUAAAGCAUGAUUAUUUUAUGAUAUGUCUUGCGCCGUUACAGUGCUGUCUUUCUGGGUUGAUUUAUGAGAAGCAAAGAUUUUAAAAAUAUUUUCAGACAUUUUGAAAAGAUAGUAAAUAAAUUAAAGUAUAAGCUCAGAGCAGCCAUAAUGUAUUUUGAACAUGCAUAUAGUUUGUGUACAGCAUAGAAAAGGUAUGAAUGAGAAUGAAUAUUUUCACAAUACUAUAUUUUCAUCAGAAACACAUGUAUUUCUGAUGAAGAUGUAAUCAAAACUGGUCAAAUACAUCUCGUGUAUUGUGAAGAUCUUCAUUCUCAUUCAUGCAUUUUCUACAUUUGCUGACGUGAAUAUGGUUCAUCCUUCCCUAUUGUGUACAAUGUUCCAGGAGAAAUGUACCAAGUUUUAGAUUUCUUGUAGGUAGCCAUGCACACUGUAGUAUUAAGUAUUUAUCCUAACACUAGGAAUCCUUGUGCCUUAUGCUAGUCUGCCAUAUAUUCCAAAGGAGAAUUAUUUCUCUAUCUCUUUUUUUUUUUUUUUUUUUUUUUGGGGGGGGGGGGGGAUGGUCUAAUGAUGUUGGAAGAAAUUUCAGAUAUACAUUAAAUGUAUAUUGUGUAUGGUUAUGAGUUAGAAGCUCUAAUCUAAGCCUUUUAUUUUUACUGUAAUUUCAUAAGAAUAUAAGGUACACAGCCUCUGCUCUGGAAAAGAUUCACCGUCUGUUGCAGUCUGCAAAAAGCUGUGAUUUAUUUUAGCAGCUCUUAUUGAUAUAUAUUCUUAUUCUUAUUCUUAUUACUAUUAUUAUAUAAAUACAUUUUUAAAUUGAUUGUUUUUUUUUAUCAUUUGGAUUAUCCUUUGUUAGUAGUUUCAUUAUUAUUAUUAUUAUUAUUAUUAUUAUUAUUAUUAUUAUUAUUAUUAUUAUUAUUAUUAUUAUUAUUAUUAUUAUUAUUAUUACUAUUAUUAUUAUUAUUGUUAUUGUUAAUGUUAUUAUUAUUAUUUUUGUUAUUUGUCUCAUUAUCAUUAGUAUCAUUAUAACCAUUAGCAUGACCAGUGCUGAUUUUUAAAAAUUGACAGUAUCAUAAUCAUUUAAACUAUGGCCUGGAGCCUUACCCUGUAGUCUGCACAUAACAGAAUUCUGCAAGGGUUAAACUUGUGUUGCUGUAACAUGUGUAUUUCAAGGUCAUUUAAGGUUACAGAAAAGAUUGAGGUUGAGAGCUCAGUGUUCACGUAACUUUUAGAUUUACAGAGAAAUGUGUUGUGGAAAUGUGGAUAAAAUGCUUAAAAAGGACUUCGGGGAAUUAAAGUAUUUACAAAUAUAUUGUGGAUGUUUGUCAGGUGAUUUGUAAGUGAAGUAUGAAGCUGUAAUAUUAAGGUACCUACCUGAUAUGGUGAAUGAUAUGGAUGUUUUGAGAAUCUGUAGGUUUUAUAUAUUUGUGGAUUGUAAAUUUCAAGUAGGAUAUUGUCAAAAACUGGGGAAAAAAUGUAUGAAAAUAAUUACGCCUUCAGUUUCAAUAGCAUUCUUUAGGGGUGGCAUUGGGAAAUGGCAAUAUUAAUGUCAAAUAAUAAAAUUAAUCAUUUACUUCUGGGUGGGUGACAUGUGUUAUACUAUUCUGAUUAUCUUGGUCAGGUCACAGUUUAUAGCUAGUCAUAUGGACUUUGCACUAUAUUGGCUGGAUACUAUUGCAGGUUUAGUUAGAAGAAGAAGAAGAAAAAGGAAAAUAAUAAUAGCAUUGGCCUCUUUCUUUCGUAUGUGUCUGUAUCAAAGCCACAAACAUUAACUGUUGGUACAUACAUAUAUGAAAACAUAUGCCCUGGUUGUCUGCACUUGACCUUGCUUUCACGUUUAUGUGCAACCCAGGAAUUUAGGUCUUUCGGCAAUUUUGCUAGACUGGAGGCUUUGAGUUAACUAUUGUUUUAAAAAAAGUUGAAGAUGUAGUGAUAGAAGACAUUGAUGCUAUUCUGUUAACUCGAGGAAGUCCCUGUUAAGGACUUAACUUGUAUAUAUUCAGUGUAUCCCUUAUUUGCCUUAAAACCAUUUUUUGUGGAAAUGGCAUUUCUACUUAAUAUACUGUAUACUUACAGAAUUACAAACAAAACUAUGCAGGCAGAUAAAACAAGGCUCGAUAUUUUUUUUUUUUUUUUUUUUUAUAAAGUUUAUUUUUGUAUCAGUGUUUCUGCAAGAGAUUUUCUUAAAGAAUUUUUUUUUUAUUUCAUGUUUAUUGAAUUUAAACCAGUUUGCUCUUAAUUAGAAGACAGUUUACAGAGAACAAGUAACUUUCAUAGCUAAACUAUCAUGUUUUAUUAGUUAUUUAUUUAUUUUUUUUGUUUUAGAAUACAGAAUUUAUGCAGACUAGUUAUAGAAUUAUGAAUAUUAAAAGGUACAAAACUGAUGUUUUAGAUCACAGAGAUAAAGAUAUCAUCUUAUCGAAUAGUAUUAAAAAAUGUGAUGUAUUAUGUGUGUCUGUAUUUGUGUGAAAAUUAAUGACAGUAUAUCAUGUAUAUACCUUGAACAGGUAAUCUACAGUUUUAUACACUUGUCUUUUUUAGCUUUGGGGUUUAUUAAUGAGGUUUGGUGUCAUUUUAAAAAAGAAAGAAAAAAAAAUACAUUACUGAUUCUUAAUUUGUUGAAGGUUAUUGGAUAAUUAGAUAUAAGUUUCCACUGUGUUGUAACAACUUUGAGUAAUUAAUUGAAUAUGCAUUCCUCAUUAUUAACAUCUUGAUUUCAGGUGUAUAGUAUGUGAAAGCCCUAAACACUACCUUGGGAAAAAAUGAUAUACUGGCAUUGAACUCAUCAGUAAGGUUAGCUAAAUCUUACUGGAGGUUGAUUAAAUGAUUUUGCAGUCUGUAACAUGGUCAGAAUUCUUUAAAUAACACCAGGCUCUAUUGGUUCCUAAGGUAAGGGUAUUUUCAUAUACUAACCACCUCAUAUUUUUGGGUGAGUGUGGAAGAGUACAACACAACUUUGACAGAAAUAUUUCAUGAGCAAUAUAUAUUUCUUUUUAGCAAGUUUUCUGUAAUCUUUCAUCACAGAUAUUACCAUAUGUAAUAAUGGAUUUACUGAAUAAAAGGGUAUUGUGAUA
Penaeus indicus is the source of this 4185-nucleotide messenger RNA. RefSeq lists its product as uncharacterized. The transcript is spliced from 5 exons. Bases 199 to 720 code for a protein of 173 amino acids. The record is from RefSeq and is a predicted model, not a curated record. Lineage: Eukaryota; Metazoa; Arthropoda; Malacostraca; Decapoda; Penaeidae.